AUGGGUGGAAAGACUUGGUCUGUAGACGAAGAACGAAUGCUCUGGGAAGUUGUCGUUCCUCGCUCAGUAGCUGCUGCCAACCCAGCUGAUCGACGCAUGAGCUGGGAGCAAUGCGCUCAAUAUAUGAACGACAAUGCUGGUGACAUCGCUCAACGGAACUAUACUAAGAACAUGUUAUACGAGCAUCACUACCAGAACAUCGUCAAGGGCGGUUCUUCGCCGAAUGCUGGUCCAUUUGUUGAACGGCACCUACGCUUGAUCGAAUGGUACAAGAACCACAGAUCGCCUCCACCAGCUAGCCCCCCUCCAGUUCCACGAACCCUUCAGAACCCUGAACUUACUGCGCUUUUGAGCCAGCAGUCGAAGCCCAAGAGAAGACGGGGCAAGAAUGUAGCCAAGACCCGACUCGCGGAGAAUCAAAAUGCACUGCCCACUAUCGAUGAGUAUGGACCUAGACCUGGAGCUGGAGCUGGACCGAGUGGCUCAGGCACAUCCAACGUCUCAUAUCUUCGUUCAUUCGCUCCGUACGAAGGGGCUCAACAGCAGCCUUGUGAAGAAAACCAGUCACCCCCAGUCGAUCCGAGGGCCAAGUAUGCACUCGAUUUUCGCCCGCUGCCUAGAACAAUUCGUGCUGCUAGACCUGGAGGCAACUUCUUGAGCCGGCCCAUGGAGAAAGUGGAAGGCGGGCUCUGGCGCCUCGUACCUGAAACUUGGGAGGACGAGAACCUUGGAGAAUCGAUGUCCACAGUCCCGCGAAACAGCGAUGUUCAGGCUCGAUAUUCCAGGGCACAGGAGGAAAGCUCAUGGACUCGGCCAUAUACUGUGCCCCCGCAGCAGGCCCCUCAGGGACCUCAGGGAGGGGGCCUACCUUCUAUCCGUCAAGCAUUUCCUUUCAUCAACUUUAGACAGCCUCCGAACUCCGCAACCUUUCAUGAGACAUCACAUCAGACUGCCAAGCGCGGCUACAGUGGCGGUCAGGACCAGAAUCAGGCCCCUAAGCGACGAAGACUUCCUGAUCACCCUCUCCCCCGUCAAAGCAAUUCGCAGCAACCGAAUCAGAGAAAAUAA
Messenger RNA from Fusarium subglutinans, 1068 nucleotides. RefSeq lists its product as uncharacterized. The record is from RefSeq and is a predicted model, not a curated record. Lineage: Eukaryota; Fungi; Ascomycota; Sordariomycetes; Hypocreales; Nectriaceae. The coding region runs from base 1 to 1068 and encodes 355 amino acids. The transcript is spliced from 3 exons.